This is a messenger RNA of Bombus pyrosoma, 4588 nucleotides long. RefSeq lists its product as uncharacterized. NCBI's taxonomy places the organism in Eukaryota, Metazoa, Arthropoda, Insecta, Hymenoptera, Apidae. The coding region runs from base 3758 to 4399 and encodes 213 amino acids. The transcript has 3 exons. The record is from RefSeq and is a predicted model, not a curated record.
CACACGGACCAACCACCUUCUAAAAGUCUAGCAAAGGAGAAACAUUCAGACCGAAUUUCGUAAAUAAAAUACGAUAUACUAAGCUAUGUAUUUAUUACAAUUGUUUAACAAAUUUAUCUGUUAAUUGUCAUAGAACAAUAUCAUCUUUCUCACUGUCCUAGCAAAUUUUUAACGCUAAAACUGCCAGAGUGAUCGAUGACAAAACGACCGGUUUCCUGAAAACGACCAUAAUUUUUCAUAGAAAUUUUAUACACGUACAACGUUACAUUUUUCAAUGGUUCUUCGCAAAAUACAUUAAUAAAAGCUUAUGUUUCUUAUCGCAUUAUAAACUUUGUCCCAUCGGUCGCGCUUUAAUUUCUUUAAUACAGGUUUUACAUUUUAAUCGUUGGCAGUCCUAGUGUCAAAUUUCCACGCUUUGCGUAAAUAAAUUACUCGUUGUUUUAACCCUCUGCGUUAUUAACGUCACUUCUAACUGUGUUGCUACAAAAUGCGUAACUUGCCUGAAACGUUAUAAAUUAACGCGUGACGGUAUACUAGUCGAACGAAAAAGUUUGCAGAAGCUCUGCACACGGUAUCUACGUUCUGGCUUUUCAAAACCUCUUGCCAACCUCCGAUACGUCAGCCAAAGUGACGAAAGAGGAAAUAUUUCGCGUUGCAAUCCUGUGGGUGGUACACGUUGAAACGAACGUAAAACAUCAUCGGAAUUUGAAUAUUUGCAACCACGUGGUUCGAUCGUCACGGUAAUUAAACGCAAUUAAAAUCUAUCGUUGUUUGCACAUUCGCGUUCGUAGCGAAAAUGCGGUGCAAAAAGUUCUGCACGCUCGUAAUUCGCGCGUAAAAAAGCUACCAUUUUCGUCGUUUAAAUCACAAGUAAUUAGCGCGCGUUAAGGUCUGCUUUUUCUACACGGAAAAAAUCCCGGCAAUUCAGCGUUCGAACAAAUUGCACGCGAACAAGGUAGAUAGGGAAAUUAAACAAAAUAUGGUAGAAAAUGAAACGAUAGGUAUGCAGUUCAUAUGGUUAAUUAACUCGCCGACGAAAUUGAAAUACAUUGUAAGAUACGAGUUUCCGAUAUUAAUUUCGCGUCUACGCGCUCGCAGUUACCCGGCCAGUGUAUCGAACGAGUUACGGGCCGUGCGUGUUUCUUACGCGAAAUUGUUUUUCGAAACAACGCCCGAUAAAUCAUGUCGCGAAAUUACGUCUUCGCGGCUCGUUCGACACUCUGUACGCUGCAAUUCAUCAAAAUUUGAUUUAAUGUUGACGACCGGGGCGCAUCAAUUUUCGAGAGAUUUUGAUGCAAAUUCAGGUGAAGAUGGAAAUGGUAACUAACUUCUGUAUGCUAAAUACAGAGUUGCACGGAAUUACGACUAAAUUACUCCGCGAGUUAUAAUUACAAGAUGAUUCAAUUACAUCGUGCUCGAUUACAUUGUCAUUAGAAUUCAUAAUUCGAAUCUGCCAUUAAAUUAAAUUACGAUAUAAUUGGCAAUUGCAGUUGAAGUAGGGAUUACAACGCGCAACUGAAUAAUGUAAUUGAAAGACAUAAACGUAAGAUCAGAGUUCUGACCUGGAAUUCUGUUACACACUUUAUAAUUCAAUUACAGUAAUAAUCAUCGAUGUAAUAAUUCAAGUAAUAAUUCAAUUACAUCGAUGAUUAUUGCUGUAAUUGAAUUACCGUAAAGUGCAAUCAUUGCCAUGUAAUUCGAGUAAAAUGUAAUUAGAUUACGCGAUUAAAUUACAACGUCAUUCAAUUAGCGCAGCUGUGGCUAAAUAUUAAUUGCACGUUGCGUUGGUUAAUUAAUCUGUCUUCUUUGGAAUUUCUUCAAACCAAUAUAUGAACAUACAUAACUCAGUAUAUAGAAAUAUAUCGUACGAAUAAUAAUACGAAAUUGAUUAAAACAAUUAUCGAAAAACACAAUGUAUAAUAAAUAGAGAAAAUAUUUAACUUUGAGACUAUACUAAUUAUUAUUUGCGAGAUUUGUAUUACGAUGUUGAAUUUACCAGUCUAAGGUUCCAAGCAUGGUUUAAUAAAUUUCCGAUGAUCUGUCAAAUUAAUUUUCUUUUCCCAUAUCUGUUCUAACUUAGGAUCAAGCUUGUACUUGUAUUACAUAAUUCAACCUAAUUUUCAUUUACUUACGACACAGGGAUUAUUAUCAGGAGGUGUUAGUAAUCGAAAGUUACAUAAAUAAAUUACACGAUAUAAUCCUCUGAAAUAUUUUAACAACGACAAAAUUUGUCUAUCAAUUUAUAAAUAUCAAAUCAAACACCAGCAACAAUGAUAAUAUAGGUACGGCAAGUACGCGCGAUAAAAAGCAUUUUUCAAUCAAACCGCUCUCAGUUGCGCGAACAAAAAGGUCAUUUCUAUUUAGGAAAAUUAAAUUACGUCCAUUCCCAAGCUACCCAGUUUUAAAUACCGCGUACGGAACGUUCACCGCUAAAAAUAAAUGAAAACCACGCGGGUCUCUCCCUUCCCAGUGCUCAGGAGCUCGAUUGUCAAUUAAAAAAGACAGGGAACGUAGAGGGGAAAAAAGCAGCUCGCGCGUCGGUUCCAAUGGCUGUUGUGGACGGUGUUUUAGCCUCGAAUCGAAAUCAAUAAGCCGAUUAUUGGUCGCACUGAACGGAGAUUACGUUGCUUUGAAUUGACACCCCGACACUAGCUACGUGCGCCGAUUGAAUUUCGCGGACUUUCGAGACGGCCGGAUGUCCGCUCCAGUUCCUUUUUCCACGUCUGAUAACAUGAAAUCAACGCUCAAUGUAAUCCUCGUGGACACUCCGCGAAGAAUCGACCUUUUGUGACGGCCUGGCCAAGUUUCUACCUAUUGUGCCAUCCGCGUUAUUUGCUUACACGCAAGUGAACAAUACCGAAGCAACGCCACCGGCGUGAAAAGAAAAAUGGAGACGUUUGCAGGAAGAAGAAAACAACGCGAUGGCUCUCUUUUUUUCAACGCCAUCUGUCCGGUUUACGAUAAACGAGAAACGCUAACUAAGGCAGCGCCUAGCCGCGAUAUAACCAAACUAUACGACGGGAUAAAGUUCGAAUGGAGUUUGAACCGAGAGCACGAUAAUGUGAAUAUCUGAUUUGCUUUUAAUGUAAAUUAGGAGAGAUUAGAGGAGACUGAAUUGGAGUUUCGUAAACGUUAGUAGAUGGUAGUUUAUAGUAUGCGAAGGAUUAAAUUGUUAUAUAGAUUUUGAAAUCUCUGUAUGUAUGUAUAUAUAAGAUGGAACAGAUAAUGCGAGCAAGUGUGAAAAGGGGACAUCGUAAACCUUGAAUGUAAGUUAAAUUAGGAUAGGUCAAGGAGUAGAGAAGUGUAUUAAGAUAAUAUGCUAUAAUUGAUAUAACAUGAUUAGUAUUUCGGCUAAAAAGAUUAGAUUAUUAUAUGAGUAUCGAAAUUUGUGUAUGUACAAAAGAUGGAAUUGAUAAUGUAAAGAAAUGUAAAUAAGAAGUAUUGUAAACAUCGAAUUUAAGUUAAAAUACUUUUUAAAUGGUUUACUGAAUCGGUACACAUGGCAGGAACCUCCUUGGAGAAAUGUUACAUAACAAAGGCUAGAAGGAGCACAACUGACGACCUUGUCGAACGAAGCUAACAAUAUCCUGCCAAAUUUCGGUUAAAUCUCGCGUGCAAAACAAAGCAAAUCCGACGCGUAAUGGAUCACCGUAAGCAUUGUGAGUAUUUACCUGACUUUUAGACAGAGGACGCUGAGCCGAUACAUCAUUUGCCAUCAUAUGGAUUUUGGCAGUUACAUGCUCGCACAGAAACAACAAUGGGGCAAACGGUAGGACGUAUGCCUCACUCAUGGAUCGAUUUAUUGGAGGAAAAGGAUCGUGUUUUGUAUUGGAGUGGCGAGGUGCUAUCGAGAGUAGCCGACAACGUAAAUCAAGAAGAAUCGUUUCUGAUCGACUACGGUAAUGAGAGCAUCGACAAAAAGGUCGACUCGUGGAUGGAAUCGAAUCAAGCGCGGAUCGACAGGAUUUUCAGUAAACACCCAGACUUGCCGGAAGCGUACAAAAUAAAAAUAGCGAACGAACUCGAACAAAUAACGGGAGAGUUGACGAUGCAAAUGAGAAACGACUAUUACCACGGCUAUAAGGACACUGUGAAGUUUACGAAGAAAGUAGAUUUGCUAGGAGAAAGACAGCGUAAGAUACAUGCGAAGAUUCAGAACCUCGAGAACACUUGCCACGGGAGCGUGAAAGAAUUUCGAAGAAAAUUCGGCCCGCUCCGAGCGAAAACAUUCAAGAACCUUAGAAUAGGGGAAAAGAUGAUAUUCCAAGACAAGAAACUGAAGUCACAGUUCGCUAAACGGGUGCACGAUAUAGAUCAUAAGAACGUGGAAGAGUGUGCCAAGUGUAUCGAUAAAUUAAUAAAGAUCAUUGAAAAAGCGGCGCUUACACAACAAUGUUGAUAAUAAAACGGUAAAUAAAUGAUAACAAAAAUACGGAUUAAUUUAGCGGAGUUAGGUAUAAGAUAACAUUAUAAAAAUAACGAAAUCGGAACAAAUAAAUGUAAAACGAACAAAAUGAAGACAAAUAAAUGUAAAACUAGCAGAGUGAAGACAAAUAAAUGUAAAACUAACAGAGUGAAGACAAAUAAA